Penicillium griseofulvum is the source of this 951-nucleotide messenger RNA. It is a transcript of the gene gliT, whose product is annotated as thioredoxin reductase gliT. The coding region runs from base 1 to 951 and encodes 316 amino acids. Lineage: Eukaryota; Fungi; Ascomycota; Eurotiomycetes; Eurotiales; Aspergillaceae. The record is from RefSeq and is a predicted model, not a curated record. Gene Ontology annotation, molecular function: oxidoreductase activity. The transcript is spliced from 3 exons.
AUGACCAUCUUCGACGUCCUCAUCAUCGGCGGAGGCCCGGCUGGGCUAUCAGUUGCCACAGGCCUCGCGCGCCAACUGCAUAGAGCUAUCGUGUUUGACUCCGGGGUCUAUCGCAAUGCUCUCGCAACUCACAUGCACAAUGUGGCCUCGUGGGAUCACACGCCACCAGAAGAAUUCCGCCAGACUGCUAGACAGCGUAUCAUAUCCUGGUACGAUACGAUCCAAUUUGAGAAUGUCGAGAUCAAGAAGGUCGAGCGGAACAUUGAAGGGGGCUUUAAUGCCGUUGACUCGCGAGAGCGAGUGUGGACGGGAAAGAAGCUGGUCUUUGCGAAUGGGGUCCGCGAUAUUUAUCCCGAUAUUGCGGGUUAUGGAGAGUGCUGGGGCCGGGGAAUUUUUCACUGUCUCUUCUGCCACGGCUUUGAAGAGCGAGGAUGCAAGUCCGUCGGAGUACUCGCCAUUGGAGAUAUGGCUAGUAUAAAGCCAGCGAUGCACGUUGCACGGAUGUCCCGGCGAUUCGCCACGACCGUCACCAUCUAUACCCACGGUGCGGAAGAGCUUACCCUGGCUCUCGAGAAAGCCACCCAUGAUACGGGGUUCAAGGUCGACAGCAGGCCUAUCACGCGAUUGGUCAAGGGACCGGGUUUAUCGGACGUGGAGGUAGGAUUUGAGGACGGUACUCAGAAUAUGGAAGGAUUCCUAGUCCACCGGCCCAAGACGGAAAUAAAUGGCCCUUUCGCCGAACAACUCGGAUUGCACCUCACCUCCGAUGGCGAUAUCAAGACAACUGAGCCGUUCUACACCACGUCCAUCCCGGGAGUAUUCGCGGCGGGUGACUGCGCCAUGCCCCUCAAAGCGGUAGUAAUGGCCAUGUCGUCGGGGACAUUAGUAGCGGGGGGAUUGGCUGGACAGCUGCAGGCGGAGCUGUAUCCAGAAGCGGAGAAACUAGCAUAG